GUGAAGACAUAGCAAAACUCUCUCCCUCACUAGGAACCUGUCUGCAGAGCCUCGAACCCUCACACAGACACACCUGUGCAAGAAGCAGCGGGAAGACGGGCUGGCCAGAGACUCAGAUCCCCAGCAAUUCAGCCUGUCCAUCUCAGCAAGGCCACAAUGAACCGAGGAAUCUCUUUUAGGCACUUGUUCUUGGCGCUGCAGCUGGUACAACUCCCAGCUCUCACUCACGGGAAGACAGUGGUGUUGGGCAAAGAAGGGGCUUCGGUAGAACUGCCCUGCGAAGGUUCCCAGAAGAACCAUCUGUUCUUCUGGAAGCUCCCUGACCAGACGAGGAUUCUGGGACAUCAGACUAAUUUUAUGACUAAAGGUUCAUUUGAUGGGUCUGACCGUUUUGAUUCUAAAAAAGCUGCAUGGGACAGAGGAUCAUUUCCUCUUGUCAUCAAUAAACUUAAGAUGGAAGACUCAAAGACUUACAUCUGUGAGGUGGAGAACAAGAAGAUAGAGGUGGAGCUGUGGGUGUUCAGAGUGACUGCCAGUCCGGACACCCGCCUGCUGCAGGGGCAGAGUCUGACCCUUACCUUGGAUAGCAGCUCCAAGGUCACUCAGCCCUCAAUAGAGUGCAGAGUCCCUGGGAACAGAAUUGUCAAGGGCUCUAAAACCCUCUCCAUGCCCAACCUAAGGAUUCAGGACAGCGGCGUCUGGACCUGCACCGUAACCCAGAGCCAGCAAAAGAAUAACUUUGAUAUAAACAUCUCAGUGUUGGGUUUCCAGAAGACAUCUACCACAGUCUAUAAGAAUGAAGGGGGGCUUGUGGAGUUUUCCUUCCCACUUAACUUUGGAGAAGAAAAUCUGCGGGGAGAGCUGAGGUGGAGGGCAGAGAAGGCCCCCUCCCCACAGCCCUGGAUCAACUUCUCCCUGGAGAAUAAGAAGGUGUCCAUGCAAAAGACCAGGGACAACCUCAAGCCCCAGAUGGAGGAAUCCCUCCCACUCCGCCUCAAGAUACCCCAGGUCUCGCUAGAGAGUGCCGGUUCCGGAAACCUGACUCUAACUCUGGCCAAAGGCACACUGCAUCAGGAAGUGAACCUGGUGGUGAUGAAAUUGGCUCAGAAAGACAACACUGUGACCUGUGAGGUGAGGGGACCUGCCUCCCCCAAGAUGAGGCUGACCCUGAAGCUGGAGAACCAGGACAAGGUCUCCAGGCAGGAGAAGGUGGUUGAAAUGCUGGACCCUGAGGCAGGGCUGUGGCAGUGUCAACUGACCGAAGGGGAUGAGGUCAAGAUAAGCUCCGAUAUCCAGGUUUCAGCCAGAGGGUUGAAGCAGGACCAGCCGAUGUUCCUGGCUCUUGUGCUGGGGGGCGUCUUCAGCUUUCUGGCCUUCAUCGGGCUCUGCAUCCUCUGCUGUGUCAAGUGCAGGCACCAGCAGCGCCAGGCAGAACGGAUGUCUCAGAUCAAGAGGCUCCUGAGUGAGAAGAAGACCUGCCAGUGUCCCCACCGGAUGCAGAAGACUCAGAAUCUCAUUUGAGGCCUAGGCCCCACCGGCAGCCUACCACCUGUGCCUUGCCCUGUCUGCUGAGGCCUGUGGACCAGAUGAAUGUAGCAGACGCAGUGCCUCCAGCCUCCGUCCGGCCUCCUCUUCCGUAACUGGCCACUGUUUCUCUCCCUCUAUUCCCAAGCUCAAAGUAAGCUUGCUCUCUACUUUUCAGACAACUAAACACACUGUUUAUUUUUCCCAGCUUCCUUUUCACCAAGACCUCAGCCCUUCUCUGACUCUUGUUCAGAGCCUCUUUCCAGCUGUCUGUUUGGAUCUAAGGGCAGUGCACAGAAUCAGCCGGGCAUAGAUGGUGGGCUGGUGUAUGGAAAUACACAGCACACUUUACAAGAGAGGGCCCUGGGACCGAACUGAGUGGAGGCUUGUGGAGAUCGCACAGCCUUUCGGGGACAGAUGUGGACCCCAAGCUGCUGACAUCAGCCUCAGCUUCCCGUGCUGCCUGCUCCUCACUUUGUGUUGGCAAGACUGGGCUCACAUUCUGGCCAGUGUACCAACACACACGCAGGCCACAUGCCCCUGCACAUAGCUACACACUUAUCUGUAGUUAAUGUAUCAGCCAGUUUAAUGUCCUUGGUAUUUAAGCCUUUCAAAAACCUUACAUGUAGGCAAGUAAAAUGGUUCAGCAGUAAAAGCUCUUGCUGCCAAACCUGAGGACCUGAGUUCGAUCCCUGAGGAUGGAAGGAGAGAGCUGACUCUCAAAAGUUGUCCUCCACUCAUGUGCCGUGGCCCUCAUGUACACACACACACACACACACACACACACACACACACACACUGAAAUCCACGAGCUGGCAGUGAUGACCAAGAUGGCAGAAAUGACCGAGCACCUCCAAUAAACUGGAACUAAGGUUGAAUGACUACCCCAGGUUGCACAGGUAACUAGUGUGGGUGUCAGGACUAACCCAGGGCUCCUGAUUGCUAGAGCCACUCUCUGUAACACAGGGGUGAAUGGCAGGGAGAUCUCUGGAGCUAGUCACAGGCAUGUACCUUGGAAGCACAGGAGCACAGCACCCACAGGAUGGCCUGUGUCCAGAUCGAGAGAGGAUAGAGGAGCAACUCUUGUUUGAAUCCCUCCCUGACCACUGAUGUUUGUGGACUCCUUUACUGGAGGGCAAAACCCCAGUUCACUUAGAGCAAGGCCAAGAGAACCCACCGUGCAGAGACCUGCCACUCACUGCAUGCAGAGCCCGGAGA
This is a messenger RNA of Peromyscus eremicus (cactus mouse), 2742 nucleotides long. It is a transcript of the gene Cd4, whose product is annotated as CD4 molecule. Bases 157 to 1521 code for a protein of 454 amino acids. Gene Ontology annotation, molecular function: MHC class II protein binding; protein tyrosine kinase binding; coreceptor activity. Gene Ontology annotation, cellular component: membrane raft; external side of plasma membrane. The transcript is spliced from 10 exons. Lineage: Eukaryota; Metazoa; Chordata; Mammalia; Rodentia; Cricetidae. The record is from RefSeq and is a predicted model, not a curated record. Gene Ontology annotation, biological process: T cell activation; interleukin-15-mediated signaling pathway; positive regulation of ERK1 and ERK2 cascade.